Arthroderma uncinatum is the source of this 2109-nucleotide messenger RNA. Its product is annotated as glutamyl-tRNA synthetase. Gene Ontology annotation, biological process: glutamyl-tRNA aminoacylation; translation. Gene Ontology annotation, molecular function: ATP binding; glutamate-tRNA ligase activity. The record is from RefSeq and is a predicted model, not a curated record. Bases 1 to 2109 code for a protein of 702 amino acids. Gene Ontology annotation, cellular component: cytoplasm; methionyl glutamyl tRNA synthetase complex; cytosol. Lineage: Eukaryota; Fungi; Ascomycota; Eurotiomycetes; Onygenales; Arthrodermataceae. The transcript has a single exon.
AUGUCCGUUCUUACUGUUGCCUUGAAGGCCCCCGGAGAGACUAUUCUCCCGGCUGUUGCUAUCGCAAAUUGUCUUCAGGAGGCCAAGAUUGAGUUGCCUGUUGUCUACGAGGAAGCCGAGACAGUCGGCAAGGGAAAGGCAGAACUCAAGCUCGGUGACGGUACCCUGAUCUAUGAUGACGAUAUCAUUCCCUACCUCCGAGAGCAUAAUGAGGUCCUCCAGGCUGGAAACAAGGAACAGGUCGACGAGUGGUUGAAGAGGUCUACCGAAUUCAGGGCCACCGAUUUCAAGGCGAUGGACAAGCCAAUGAAGGAACUGGAGGCCCAUCUUACGCUCCGUUCUUACAUUGUUGGGUAUGGCUUGACACUGGCCGACCUCGUCGUUUGGGCCACUCUCCGUGGUAACCGCGUUAUGAGCGGAGCCGUGAAGAGGUCGACCAACAGCGUUGGCAGAUGGUUCAACUUCAUCGAGGCUCUGUACCCCUGGAUUGGACAGGGUGGCGCCGAGGUGGCCGCGGGAGCCAUGAAGAAGAGGGUUGCAGCUAGUGCAGCAGGUGCCAGCUAUAACAUUGGUCUUCCAGACACGGACAAAGGCGUGGUGACUCGGUUCCCCCCAGAGCCAUCUGGUUACCUCCACAUCGGUCACGCCAAAGCAGCUCUGCUUAACGAUUACUUCGCUCAUGAGGCAUACAAGGGAACGCUCAUCUGCCGAUUCGACGACACCAAUCCUAGUAAUGAGAACCAGGAAUUCGUGGAUGCCAUCACCUACGACUUGUCGUUGUUGGGUAUCUUCCCCGACAAGAUCUCGUUCUCCAGUGAUUAUUUCCAGCAGAUGUACGAGGACUGCAUCAAGAUCAUCAAGAGCGGCAAUGCCUAUGCCGAUGACACUGAGAAGGAGCAGAUGCAGUCUGAGCGAUGGAAUGGAAUUGCCAGCAAGCGCAGAGACGAGAGCGUCGAGGACAACUUGGCUCGAUUUGAGGAGAUGAAGACUGGGUCCGAGGAAGGGCAGAGGUGGUGUAUCCGUGCAAAGAUAUCCAUCGACGACACCAACAAGGCCAUGCGAGACCCCGUUAUCUACCGCUGCAACCUGACCCCCCAUCACCGGACGGGAGAUGCCUGGAAGAUGUACCCUACGUACGACUUCUGCGUCCCUAUCCUCGACUCCCUAGAAGGUGUCACCCAUGCCCUACGUACGAAUGAGUACAAUGACAGGAACCCGCAAUACGCCUGGUUCCAGAAGACCCUUGGGAUCCGCAGUGUCCAUAUCUGGGACUUCUCGCGCCUCAACUUCAUCAAGACCCUUCUGUCGAAGCGCAAGCUCACCAAGAUUGUCGAUCAGGGCAUGGUCUGGGGAUGGGACGACCCCCGAAUGCCCACCAUUAGGGGUAUCCGUCGCCGUGGUAUGACCAUUCCUUCCCUGCGCGAGUACAUCUUGAAGCAAGGCCCCAGCCGCAACAUCAUCAACAUGGACUGGACCACCUUCUGGUCCAACAACCGGAAAUACAUCGACCCUACCUCCCCGCGUCACACCGCGAUCGCGCAGGAGGACAUGGUGCCGGGCAUUGUGUCGGGUGCCGGCGGCGUCGAGACCCAGGACAAGCCAAAGCAUCCCAAGAACCCGGAGCUCGGCAGCAAGACCGUGUACUACAGCAAGGACAUCCUGUUCGAGCAGGAGGACGCCAAAUCGUUCAAGCAAGACGAGGAGAUCACCUUGAUGAACUGGGCAAAUGCCAUCGUGCGCAAGAUCACCGCCGACGCCAGCGGGAAGGUCACCGGCCUCGACCUCGAGCUCCAUCUCGCCGGGGACGUGAAGAAGACGGACAAGAAGGUCACCUGGCUGUCCAAAGACCAAGAUCUAGUCCCUGCGAACAUCUACGAGUUCGACUACCUGAUCACCAAGGACAAGAUCGAGAAGGACGAGGACUUUGAGCAGUUCCUGAACCCGAAGACGGAGAUCAAGACCGCCGUCCUCGCCGACUGCAAUCUCGCCAACCUCAGGAAGGGAGACAGCAUCCAGUUCGAGCGCAAGGGCUACUACAUCCUCGACCAGGAGCCCAAAGAUGGUCAGCCUGCCAUCCUGUUCAACAUCCCAACCGGCAAGUCUGGAUAG